CUUUGUUAAACAUGUUGGUGCUUUAGUUAGCGAAGAACGCUUCAAAAUUGAGUCGACUGCAUAAUGUAGAGCGCGAAAGUUUCGAACGUGGUGGGCAGUUUCAGUACGCGCAUAAUUUUUAAGAAAAAUCGAUAAAAUUCCAAAUACGGACAUUGCUUUGACACUGGAAUUUUACAAGUUGACAUUUGGGCAAUGUAAACCAUGGAAAGUUUGUAUUCUUUCAUCGAACAACAUUUAAAUUACACAAGAUAAGGCGCCUCUAAAAUUACAUAUGGAAAAAAAAUUAAUUGGGCCUGUCCGGGAUUUGAACCCGGGACCUCUCGCACCCGAAGCGAGAAUCAUACCCCUAGACCAACAGGCCGGUGGAGAUCAGGAGCUGAGAUGUGGUACUAAUCGAUCAUCUAACCUUGAAUAUGCAUCAGACUUUCAAUUUCUUGCUCAAUUCAAAGUUGCUCCGUCAAAUAAUUUCAAAUGACUUUGAACGAAGAACUAGAUAUUUAUAAAGAUACACCCUUACGUCUAUUGGGAUAUGCCAAUGAAGUUGGUGAAUCAUUCAGACACAUUAUUGGACGAAAAUGGGUGAAUUUUUCCUAUGGCAUAGCCACGUUGUACGUUAUAGCUGAUACCAUUGAUAAAACGUGGAAAUCUUAUGAGAAAAACAAGGAAGAUCCAAAGUGUUUCAAAAAAGUAACAUUCCAGUGUGUUGACACAUUAACAUGGCAAAUGCUUGCUUCUGUAGUGAUUCCAGGAUACACAAUUAAUAGGAUUUGUGCAUUAUCUACCUACCUCAUUAACAAAAGUAAUCUUGUUUCUAAAAAUGCAUGCAGAAUUAUUGUGCCUGGCAUAGCUCUAGCAUCAAUUCCUUUUAUUAUAAAACCUAUAGAUCAUGGAACAGAUUAUUUGCUAGAUAAUUCUCUUAGGAAAAUAGAAAUAUGAUAAAAUUCAAAGUUGAUUGUAGUUAUAGAGAUAUUGUUCUCGAAUAAAUUUUAAUUAGUUCAUUA
Molecule: messenger RNA, 1001 nt
Organism: Coccinella septempunctata (seven-spotted ladybird)
Lineage: Eukaryota; Metazoa; Arthropoda; Insecta; Coleoptera; Coccinellidae
Product: mitochondrial fission process protein 1
Exons: 3
Coding region: 472-936 (154 amino acids)
Biological process (GO): mitochondrial fission
Cellular component (GO): mitochondrion
Source: RefSeq, a predicted model, not a curated record